UCCAUUAACACUUAGUUCUGUUCCCGCGUCAGAAAUCUCCAUUUUGUAGUGCUGUACAAGCUGCAUGUGGUAAAAUGCGUCGAGAUUUGUCUAACGCCACAAAAGUAUUUGUUGGAAAUCUUUCUAAAAGUGUCCAAAGCAGAGACUUGAGAGACUUGUUUGAAAAAUAUGGAAAAGUGCUUGAAUGUGAUGUAAUCAAGAACUAUGGAUUUGUGCAUAUGGAUAAAGAAGAUGAAGCAAAAGAGGCUUUAGAUGCAUUAAAUUCAAAAGAGUUCAUGGGUACAAAUAUAAAGGUUGAGUUAUCUACAAGCAGAGUACACAAGACACCAGGAAUGGGUAGUAAAGGGGAAUGUUUCAAAUGUGGUCGACAAGGUCAUUGGUCUCGUGAUUGUGGCCGAGACAGGUCAGUUGAGGAUCGUGGGCGACCAAGAGAAAGAGACAGAUAUGGCCCACCACCACGUGAUAGAUAUUAUGAUUAUCCUCCUCCUCCAAGAAGAGACUUUCCACCAGAGUAUGAAAGAGAACGCUUAUAUGAUCCAUACAGAAGAGAUUACCCCCCAGAACCAUAUUAUAGAAGUCGUAGUAGAAGUCCCAUUGGUAGACGAUUUCCGUCACCACCUCCUUAUGCUAGAAGACCAAUGGAACCUGGUUUUUAUGAGAGGCCGCCAGUGCCACCACGUCCACGAGAUCCCUAUCUGGAUAUCCCACCAAGAAGCUAUCCGCCGGGUCGGCUGAGCCCUCCGCCACGUGGCCUCCGCGGACUUCCACCACCGUUGCCGCGUUACUAGAUACGUGAACUGAUAAGUUACAAUCAUUCGAGAGGAAAGAAGGAAUCGACUGUACAGCGUGACUUGCGAGACUUCGUGGAAGAUUCAUCUUAUAGGAUAUUGUGACUUCUAUUGCUAACAGAACUUUAUUAUUGAGACAUUAUUUUGAAGUAGAAAAAAGACGUAGAAAUUUAAAAGCCGUUCUUAUAACCAUUUGAAGAGUUAAUAAAUAGUUGAUGUCCUACUAUUCUGUUUCCAUGUUAGAAAACCUAUGUUUCAUGCUGCCGAGUGCAAACUUUUUAAUAUAUAAAAAAAAUAUCAUGACUGUAAAACUGAUUUCUCAUUUUGAAAAUUGGAUGAAUUCAUGAUUCGUCAUUUUCGUAUGUAGAUUUCUUGGCUCUGUUAACGUGAUCUAUUUUAUGUUCGUGCUCUUUUUGAAAUAAAUAGUUGAUACCGUUAUUGAACACCUAAAA
Molecule: messenger RNA, 1240 nt
Organism: Saccoglossus kowalevskii
Lineage: Eukaryota; Metazoa; Hemichordata; Enteropneusta; Harrimaniidae
Molecular function (GO): zinc ion binding; RNA binding
Source: RefSeq, a predicted model, not a curated record